Molecule: messenger RNA, 612 nt
Organism: Sphenostylis stenocarpa
Lineage: Eukaryota; Viridiplantae; Streptophyta; Magnoliopsida; Fabales; Fabaceae
Source: the annotation of a GenBank genome assembly
AUGGCAUCAUUUGCGGGCACUACCCAGAAGUGCACAGCUUGUGACAAGAAAGUGUAUUGGGUGGAACAGCUAACUGCUGACAACAAGGUGUACCACAAAUCUUGCUUCAGAUGUCACCACUGCAAGGGCACCCUCAAGCUUGGUAAUUAUUGUUCCUUUGAGGGUGUCCUAUACUGUAAGCCCCAUUUUGAUCAACUGUUUAAGAUGACUGGCAGCUUGGACAAAAGUUUUGAAGGUAUUCCAAGAAUUGCCAGAGUUGAAAGAUCUGCUGAUCAGGUCCAAACCAACAAGGUUUCAAGGUUGUUUUCUGGAACUCAGGAAAAGUGUGUUGGUUGCAAGAAAACAGUGUACCCAAUUGAAAAGGUGGGUGUUGAUGGGAAAUGUUACCACAAGUCUUGUUUCAGAUGCACCCAUGGAGGUUGUGUAAUCAGCCCAUCAAAUUAUGUUGCCCAUGAACAUCGUCUUUAUUGCAGACACCACCAUACUCAGCUCUUUAAGCAAAAGGGCAACUUCAGUCAAUUAGUCAACCAUGAAAAUCUCCAACUCAUCUCUGAAAGCACCACACAACAUCCAAGUAAUGGUAGCACAAGUCCAGCUCAUAAAUCUUCUUAA